This is a messenger RNA of Actinia tenebrosa (Australian red waratah sea anemone), 1542 nucleotides long. Its product is annotated as collagen alpha-1(XIV) chain. NCBI's taxonomy places the organism in Eukaryota, Metazoa, Cnidaria, Anthozoa, Actiniaria, Actiniidae. The record is from RefSeq and is a predicted model, not a curated record.
CUUGGGUGGUUGCAUGGGACUGUGCCGUGCAGCCUUUAUAAGGCCACCCAACUCGUUCUCUUCACCACUAGUGUUUGAAGUUUGGUCAGUGAACUCAGUUAUAAGAAACAAAGAUGAAACUUCUCUUUCUUACCGUGAUUCUGUUGUAUUGUCACCACACUUUUGCCCUUGCUGGUGAACCAAAGCCUUUUGUCAAAUGUACAAGAAAAUGGGUUAAGAUUGGUUGCUUCCACGACUCACUCUCCCCCAGGCCUCUUCCMGAUUUACUCCUUAACGAUCGUGACGUGUACAGCCCUUCCAACGAUGGUCACGURCUUGACUGGCACAAAUGGGCGGAAUCUCAGCACAGUCUUGCCUGYCGAUGCGCAGAAAAGGCUCGUKCUAAAGGMUACAAGGUCUUUGGACUCCAGUUUUACGGMGAAUGCUGGGGAGGAGCUAAUGGAGAGGCCACAUUUAGUAAAGAUGGGCCUUCUGACAACUGUAUUCAGCAGCUCACCAAACCUUACGCAUGCGUCAAACAAGACCCUUUCUCUGAAUGUGUUGGCGGGGAGAGCACUAACUACAUCUACAGACUGGUUGACAACACACCUGAACCUCAAAGCCCUGACAUCGAUGGCGGCUACUCUAAAUGGUCUGAUUGGUCAGCCUGUAGCAAAACCUGUGGUAUUGGAGAAAAGAUUCGAGAAAGAACCUGUAACAAUCCAACCCCUAAAGGAAAUGGAAAACCGUGUGAAGAACUGGGGCCUGCUGUUGAGGUUGCGCAGUGUCGUCUUAUGGAAUGCGCAAGCCGGUGUGAGCGAGCAAUGGAUGUCGGGAUCGUUGUGGACUCAUCAUCGAGUGUACGUCGUGAGAACUUCAUUCAAGUCAAGAAAUUCCUGGUGAAACUUGUGCAAGAAUUUAGCGUUAGUAAAUCGAAGACCCAUGUUGGAGUUGUACGUUACAACCACUAUGCUAAACUCAUGUGGGAUUUUAGCAAAAUAGAAUAUUACUCUCCUGCAAGAUUAGCCGAGGCUAUUCUUGACAUUGAUUUCCAGCCAGGUGGAACCAGAACAGAUCUUGGUAUGGAAAUGGCCGGUGACUUGUUGUUUAAUGGUCCUGCUGCKAGACCAUCAGUACCUCAUCUCUUAUUGGUUCUCACUGAUGGAAGGACGAGCCCUAAAUCUAAGAAGUACGCSGAUGUUAUUAACAAAUUGAAGUCGCAAGUGGCUGACCUGAAGAUCAUUGCAGUUGGUGUUGGUCAAGUAUUCCAGAUAAAUGAGAAUAGGGAACUCGAACAGAUUGCAGACGGAAACAAAGMAAAUGUCUUUAAGUUGGACUCGUUCGUCGACCUCGUUAAACGUCURAAGGACAUUGUCAAGGUGUUCUGUCAGACACGCUUCUAGAGAGUUUCAGAUGCUGACUAGAUUAUCAAUUUGACGCGACGAACGAACAUAUAAAGUUAAAGGACACAUGRAUGGAGUAUGCAAAUCGUUGUCAAUGAUUUUAAUAAUAUUAUGUUUUAUUUUUCGUAGUUUGUUUGGAAUAAGAAAUUUUAUCAGCAGA